AAAAAACGAGGUAUUGAUUUAAGCGGACAACUAUUCUAAGCCGGGCUAGUCAAGACCUGCACACCGAAGACAAGAUAGAUCUGCAAUUCUAUAAAGCAAGUCAUACUGUUUCAAUUUUAUCACCAAGUGAUUAAUUGGUAAGUCAUAUCUCAAGGCAAUCAAUCCGUGCGAAGAAAGAAAACAUGAACUCGACUGAAGCUGAGUUAUGGCCAAACCUUUACAUUGAGUUGAGAUCUCGGGGUCUUACGACGAUAGUCUUUGAAAGUACUCUAAUCAUCCUCAUCAACAUCUCAGCUUUAGUUGGGAAUUUCUUUACAUGUUGGGUGAUCUACAAAGACGAGAGGCUCCAUACAAUAACCUAUGGAUACAUAGGGGCUCUGGCAAUGUCAGACUUGCUUUAUGCAUGCUUGGUGAACCCGCUUAUCGACGCGUCACUCGUCACUGGUGAAUGGAAUUUAGGGAAGACAGCAUGUCAAGUCCAAGCCGUGCUUUGCAUAGCCUUUGCCUGGAAUUCACUGCAUCUCAUGACGCUUAUUUCUGUCAACCGUUAUUUUCGAGUCAUCAGAUCAGAAGUGUACAGACGAAGGUUCUCGUGGAAGUUAACUGCUUUCUUGAUUGGUGCGUCGCUGUUUUGCGCUGUAUUUUCUUCAUCUUUCCCCUAUUUUCCCGGCUGGUGCGAGUACGUGUUUCAACCUGGAAAAGCUGUGUGUUUCAUGCAUAUUUAUGACAGGUACAGCUCUGAAAAUCGGUCUUUUACCCUUAUCAUGACGGUUGUUUACGUUAUUAUUCCCAUAAUAGUAAUAUCGUUUUGUUACGCGCGCGUGUUUCGCGUCGUAAAGGUGCAACAGAAAAAUUUAAUCAGAAACCUUAACCGGAUACACAUCACAAGUACUUUAGACAAUACCAGAAAUGUCACAACAAAUGAGCAUGCGUCUUCCAUAACAGAGGGGUCAGUGGGCUCUAACACAAACGCAUGUGCACUAGCCCAGCUAUGUAGAAAUCCUGAGGAGAUCCGUCUCAACCGUGUGCUCCUGGUACUAGUCCUCGGCUGUGCAAUUUGUUGGCUUCCUGUCAUUAUUAUUGAAAUUAUUGACACUCUGAUUGGCUCGUUGCCACGUGCUGCUCACGUGUUGUAUACUUAUUUGGGUAGCCUUAGUGGUGCGGUAAACCCUCUAGUCUACGGCAUCAUGAACCGUAAGUUUCGAAAGGAGAUGCUCAGAUUACUACGCAUGUGCAGACCUAAUAAGCGCACUAUCGUCGGGCCUUACGGAAAUUGAGUGGAGCGCGAGGAUUGGGUCUAGUGACUUAUCUUGCUUAUAAAACAUUAAAUUUAAUAAGCAUAUAAAUAUUCAAAAAAAUAUAAGCCAUUUUAGCAAACUAGCUUCCACAUCUAACUUUUUUUAGACUCCUAUUUAAGUAUAGCUGCACUGGGAUUGAGAAUUAAUGUAUAAUGUAUUAAAUGACAGAAUCCUGGUGUCUGAAAGCCUUGCAAAUAGGAACAUACAUAAAGAAUGCCACAGCUUUACAAAGCUGGAUUUGUAUAAUAUUCACGCUUAAUUUUAAUUGCUUUUGUAUUUAAACCCAUUAACUGCGGAUAGCGCAGUCAAGAGUCUAUGUAUAUAAUGUGGAAAAAACAUGAUGUAAAAACAUAUAUCUUUGUGCCUAAA
Molecule: messenger RNA, 1667 nt
Organism: Nematostella vectensis (starlet sea anemone)
Lineage: Eukaryota; Metazoa; Cnidaria; Anthozoa; Actiniaria; Edwardsiidae
Product: melatonin receptor type 1B-B
Exons: 1
Coding region: 183-1277 (364 amino acids)
Biological process (GO): G protein-coupled receptor signaling pathway
Cellular component (GO): membrane
Molecular function (GO): G protein-coupled receptor activity
Source: RefSeq, a predicted model, not a curated record